GAUGUGAGCUGAACAGCAGUGCGCGUUCCUAUACUUUUAAAGUCUCGGAAGAAGAUGAUUCAGAACAUUUCCUAGUUCUGAAUAUGGCUUGUCUGUCCGAGGGUGCCAAAGAUGAAUGCAACAUUGUGGAGGUGGUGGGUCGUGAUUAUCAGAACAAGGAAGUUACUGUGCCUGUGGCCAACCUGAAGCUGUCGUGCCAACCCUGGUUGUGUUUAAAUAAUUUUGAGUUCCAGCCUCCCGUGACCUUCCGUCUGCGCUCAGGAUCUGGCCCUGUUCAUCUUGCAGGACAACAUCAAAUCUUUCACAGAAAAGAUCUCUCAGAUGAUGACUUCAGUGAUGAGGAAGAGGAAUCUGUUGACCAGGAGGAAGAGCUUUCUCCAAUCAAGCCAGCCAAGAAAAAACAAAAAUCAUAGCUGAGCUUCUCUGUAGGUACCUGUUCAAUUGCCUGAGAAUGCUCAUCCUGAGUGGAAUAUUAGUACAGUUCUUCUUGUUUUCAUUCAUUAAGCUUGUAAUGUUAUUGUAGGUUACCAUGGGCAGUUCUCCAUUCACAGCAUUGGUACUGACUUCCUGAAAAAUCAGCCUUUUCAUUUAAAGGCUCUGAACAGGAAAUGUUCCACAGCAAUGUCUCGUUUAGCUCUUUAACCCAUCUCUGAUUUUAUAUUCUAAAUAGCGUGGUAUAGUGUAGAACAGAACUCGCUGUUACAGAUGGACAAGGAAAGUAGCCAUCUGCAACACUGGUAGGGACCAUCCAGUGUGCAGCUUUCCUUGUCCUGGUAGUGUUAACAGACACAUGUGCUGAUCCUGGCAGCAGUUUAAUGAAGUUGGUCUGGGAUCUCUGCUCCUCUCCAAGGUGUGAGGAGCGGUAGAACCAUCUAGGUGUGGUUAGCUGUGGGGCUAAAAAAUAGGUGUCCAGAUCCUAGUUGUGUUUGCUGUCGUGACUGAGGUUCUUAUUUUAUUGAGAUGCAACUGGAGCUGAAUUAAAUAGCUCGCUGAAUCUGGUGGCUGUUAGAACCAACAGGUGUUUCUUAUUCUGUGGGGGAAAAAAUCUGAGGAGUUGUUGGAGAACUGCAAGGGUGUAACUCACUCCUGAAAAAAAAAAUCAAUACUGUGAGGCUUUUUAAUAAGAAUUUCUUUAUACUAAGAAAAGUAUCCAAUUGUUAGCCCUUUGCUCCUGAUAUUUAUUUUUUUUCAAGUAAAAAGCAGGGUCCGUUUUCCAAAUCUGUUCAGGUUACAUCUUUUUAGUGAACAUUAUCUACUUCUCAGGAAAUGUUACUGACUCCAUUUUGCUAACUUUGGGUGGCUCCUAAUUUUGUUUUGGUAUGAACCGCAUUCCCUGCAAUAGUUGAUCAAUUCAGUAGUUACUGAAGAUAACUUCCUAGAUUCACUUUCUGAGAAAAAAAUAAAGAUUUAUUUUUUAUUUAUCUUCAUAGAUUUUAAAACAUUAUUCGGUAUUGACCAGGUGGAGUUUAUUACACUUUAUAAUUCAGUACAAGCUGGAGAGACAGGUUUUUACCUUUGAUAGAUAGCUGAGAAUGCUGCCUGUAUGUUUUGCCCUUGUUACUGGUGUCCUUUUUUUAAUAAACACAUUUG
Messenger RNA from Protobothrops mucrosquamatus (brown spotted pit viper), 1590 nucleotides. It is a transcript of the gene NPM3, whose product is annotated as nucleophosmin/nucleoplasmin 3. Gene Ontology annotation, cellular component: cytoplasm; nucleoplasm; nucleolus. The record is from RefSeq and is a predicted model, not a curated record. Lineage: Eukaryota; Metazoa; Chordata; Lepidosauria; Squamata; Viperidae. Gene Ontology annotation, biological process: chromatin remodeling. Gene Ontology annotation, molecular function: histone binding; chromatin binding; RNA binding.